AUGUCGUCCCCGGAUCGCCGAGCAGGCUCAAAGCGGCCUAGAACGCAAUCGCUACCGCCGCCGAAACUUCCCCAAUUAGUCGCGGAACAAAGUACGCCUAUUCCGCCAACGGACAAGGAUUCGCAAAGACUUAUCGUUGUGUUGUCCAACGCCAGUCUCGAGACCUACAAAGCGUCACACAGUACCACCAGUCGCACUGGUAUACACCGAGAGGAAAAAUACUCGCUGUUAAACAGUGAUGAACAUAUCGGGGUUAUGCGUAAAAUGAACCGCGACAUUAGCGAUGCUCGCCCUGAUAUUACUCAUCAGUGCCUUCUCACCUUGUUGGAUUCACCUAUAAACAAAGCCGGGAAGCUACAAAUCUACAUUCAUACUGCCAAGGGUGUUCUCAUCGAGGUUUCUCCCUCGGUACGAAUUCCUCGUACAUUCAAGAGAUUUGCCGGUCUCAUGGUGCAACUGCUGCACCGUCUGUCGAUUCGGUCCACGAACUCAAAUGAAAAACUCCUGAGAGUGAUUCAAAACCCUAUUACUGAUCACCUGCCACCAAAUUGCCGAAAAGUCACGUUGAGUUUCGAUUCGUCGCUAGUUCGUGUACGCGAAUACGUUGAAUCGGUUGGCUCCAAGGAGAGUAUCUGCGUAUUCGUCGGAGCUAUGGCCAAAGGGGCGGACACAUUCGCUGACUCUAUGGUUGACGAAAAAAUUUCCAUCAGCAACUAUUCACUUUCUGCCAGCGUAGCCUUCCGCUCCGCUCAUCUUCAAGCCCUUGGCUUCCUCGUUGGGGAAAUUUGCUCGGGUUCGCACAAAAGUGACACAAAGGCUGCUGUUGGGCUGAUCAUCGAACAACGCGAGCAGAUUGAGGGCUCUGGUUCCUGA
Cordyceps militaris CM01 is the source of this 873-nucleotide messenger RNA. RefSeq names its product nucleolar essential protein 1. The transcript is spliced from 4 exons. Lineage: Eukaryota; Fungi; Ascomycota; Sordariomycetes; Hypocreales; Cordycipitaceae. The record is from RefSeq and is a predicted model, not a curated record. Gene Ontology annotation, cellular component: small-subunit processome; nucleolus. Gene Ontology annotation, biological process: rRNA base methylation. Gene Ontology annotation, molecular function: rRNA (pseudouridine) methyltransferase activity; rRNA binding. The coding region runs from base 1 to 873 and encodes 290 amino acids.